UCGAACUCGAAAAGUACUCGGUCGGCUAAACGGCAAGCGGCGAAAAACAGUGAAAAAAAUAAGGGGAAAGCGAAAAGACGUGCUCAGGAACUGCGGUCGAAGUCUUUAAAAGUGCGUUGCAUCCGAAAAGCGAAUAUCCAGUAUCCAAUAUCCAUUAUCCAAAAGCCGCUUAUUACCGACAUACAAGGAAUUAUUAAGUGACUUAAACAGGGAGACCGCCAGAUCGCCGCCAAAAUGUCGGAGGAAGUAGAUCGCAACGAUCCGGAGCUCAAGUACCUCUCGGUGGAGCGCAACCAGUUCAACGAUCCGGCCACGCAGGCCGAGUGGACACAGAAGCGUCUGGUGUGGGUGCCACACGAGAACCAGGGCUUCGUGGCCGCCAGUAUUAAGCGGGAGCAUGGCGACGAGGUCGAAGUGGAGUUGGCCGAAACCGGCAAGCGGGUAUUGAUCCUACGCGACGACAUACAGAAGAUGAAUCCGCCAAAGUUCGACAAAGUCGAGGACAUGGCCGAGCUGACAUGCCUGAACGAAGCCUCCGUUUUGCACAACAUCAAGGACAGAUACUACUCUGGCCUUAUCUAUACAUAUUCCGGUCUUUUCUGCGUUGUGGUCAACCCGUACAAGAAACUACCGAUCUACACCGAAAAGAUAAUGGAACGGUAUAAGGGCAUAAAACGACACGAAGUGCCUCCGCAUGUAUUUGCAAUCACGGAUAGUGCCUAUAGAAACAUGUUGGGUGAUCGCGAAGACCAAUCGAUUUUGUGUACUGGCGAAUCGGGUGCUGGCAAAACGGAGAACACCAAGAAGGUCAUCCAAUUUCUUGCCUAUGUGGCAGCUUCCAAGCCCAAGGGCUCGGGUGCGGUGCCGCAUCCCGCCGUGCUCAUUGGCGAGCUGGAGCAACAGCUGCUGCAGGCAAAUCCUAUUCUGGAGGCCUUCGGCAAUGCCAAGACCGUCAAAAACGACAACUCUUCGCGUUUUGGUAAAUUCAUUCGAAUCAAUUUCGAUGCCUCGGGAUUCAUCUCGGGAGCCAACAUCGAAACAUAUCUGCUGGAGAAGUCGCGUGCCAUUCGUCAAGCAAAGGACGAACGAACAUUCCAUAUAUUCUACCAGUUGCUGGCGGGGGCCACGCCGGAGCAGCGCGAGAAGUUCAUACUGGAUGACGUCAAGUCGUAUGCAUUCCUUUCCAAUGGCAGCCUGCCUGUACCCGGCGUGGACGACUACGCCGAGUUUCAGGCAACGGUCAAGUCCAUGAACAUCAUGGGCAUGACAUCAGAGGAUUUCAACUCGAUCUUCCGCAUCGUGAGCGCCGUCCUACUGUUCGGCAGCAUGAAAUUCCGUCAGGAGCGCAACAACGACCAGGCCACUCUACCGGACAACACGGUGGCCCAGAAGAUUGCCCAUCUGCUCGGACUUAGUGUGACAGACAUGACCCGGGCUUUCCUGACUCCGCGCAUUAAAGUGGGUCGUGACUUUGUUACGAAGGCGCAGACAAAGGAGCAGGUGGAGUUCGCCGUGGAGGCGAUCGCUAAGGCCUGUUACGAGCGCAUGUUCAAGUGGCUUGUAAACCGCAUUAACCGUUCUCUAGACCGCACCAAGCGCCAAGGAGCCUCCUUCAUCGGCAUUCUCGAUAUGGCGGGCUUCGAAAUCUUUGAGCUCAACUCCUUUGAGCAGCUGUGUAUUAACUACACCAACGAGAAACUGCAGCAGCUCUUUAACCACACCAUGUUCAUCCUGGAGCAGGAAGAGUACCAGCGUGAGGGUAUUGAGUGGAAGUUCAUCGACUUUGGGUUGGACCUGCAGCCUACCAUCGACCUGAUCGAUAAGCCCGGCGGCAUCAUGGCACUGCUGGAUGAGGAGUGCUGGUUCCCCAAAGCCACUGACAAGACGUUUGUCGAUAAACUCGUAUCGGCCCAUUCUAUGCACCCAAAGUUCAUGAAGACCGACUUCCGAGGAGUCGCAGACUUCGCAAUAGUGCAUUACGCCGGACGUGUUGACUACUCGGCGGCCAAGUGGCUGAUGAAGAACAUGGACCCAUUGAACGAGAACAUCGUGUCGCUGCUUCAGGGCUCCCAGGAUCCGUUUGUGGUGAACAUCUGGAAGGAUGCUGAGAUCGUUGGCAUGGCACAGCAGGCCCUGACUGAUACUCAGUUCGGGGCCCGCACCCGCAAGGGCAUGUUCCGCACCGUGUCUCAUCUGUACAAGGAGCAGCUGGCUAAGUUGAUGGACACUCUGCGCAACACGAACCCGAACUUUGUGCGCUGUAUCAUACCGAACCACGAGAAGCGCGCCGGCAAGAUCGAUGCUCCCUUGGUGCUAGACCAGUUGCGGUGCAACGGUGUGCUCGAGGGCAUUCGUAUCUGCCGUCAGGGCUUCCCAAAUCGCAUUCCCUUCCAGGAGUUCCGCCAACGCUACGAACUCCUUACGCCCAACGUGAUUCCCAAAGGAUUCAUGGACGGCAAGAAGGCCUGCGAGAAGAUGAUUCAGGCGCUGGAGCUGGACUCGAACUUGUAUCGAGUGGGCCAGUCGAAGAUCUUCUUCCGCGCUGGUGUCCUCGCUCACCUGGAGGAGGAGCGUGAUUUCAAGAUCUCCGACCUAAUCGUUAACUUCCAGGCCUUCUGUCGUGGCUUCCUUGCGCGUCGCAACUACCAGAAGCGCUUGCAGCAACUUAACGCUAUUCGCAUCAUCCAGCGGAAUUGUGCCGCCUACCUUAAGCUACGGAACUGGCAGUGGUGGCGUUUGUAUACAAAGGUCAAGCCCCUGUUGGAAGUUACCAAGCAGGAGGAGAAGCUUGUCCAGAAGGAGGAUGAGCUGAAGCAGGUACGCGAAAAGCUUGACACACUGGCCAAGAACACGCAGGAGUACGAGCGCAAGUACCAGCAGGCUUUGGUGGAGAAGACCACUCUAGCUGAGCAGCUUCAAGCCGAGAUCGAACUUUGCGCCGAGGCCGAGGAGUCGCGUUCUCGACUGAUGGCGCGCAAACAAGAACUGGAGGACAUGAUGCAAGAGCUUGAGACGCGCAUAGAAGAAGAGGAGGAACGAGUCCUAGCGCUGGGAGGCGAAAAAAAGAAGCUUGAGCUUAAUAUUCAAGAUCUGGAAGAGCAACUCGAAGAAGAAGAGGCCGCCCGCCAAAAACUGCAAUUGGAGAAAGUACAGCUCGACGCUAAAAUUAAAAAGCACGAAGAGGACCUUGCCUUGACUGACGACCAGAACCAGAAGCUUCUAAAGGAGAAAAAGCUAUUGGAAGAGCGUGCUAACGAUCUGUCCCAGACACUUGCUGAGGAGGAGGAAAAGGCUAAACACCUGGCCAAGCUGAAAGCCAAGCACGAAGCCACAAUCACUGAGCUCGAGGAACGUCUGCACAAGGAUCAGCAGCAACGACAGGAGUCUGAUCGGUCCAAGCGGAAGAUCGAGACCGAAGUUGCCGAUCUUAAGGAACAGCUCAACGAACGUCGCGUCCAAGUAGAGGAGAUGCAGGCUCAACUGGCCAAGCGCGAGGAAGAGCUUACCCAGACUCUGUUGCGCAUCGACGAGGAAUCGGCCACGAAGGCCACCGCACAGAAGGCUCAGCGUGAGCUGGAGUCGCAGCUGGCCGAGAUCCAAGAGGAUCUAGAGGCCGAAAAGGCGGCACGUGCAAAGGCGGAGAAGGUUAGACGCGACCUUAGCGAGGAACUAGAGGCUCUUAAGAAUGAGUUGCUGGACUCUCUGGACACCACAGCCGCUCAGCAAGAGUUGCGAUCUAAACGCGAGCAGGAGUUGGCUACGCUGAAAAAGUCGCUCGAAGAAGAGACUGUCAACCACGAAGGAGUUUUGGCCGACAUGCGACACAAACACUCGCAGGAGCUCAACGGCAUCAACGACCAGCUUGAGAACCUGCGCAAAGCCAAAACAGUCCUUGAAAAGGCCAAGGGCACCUUGGAGGCGGAGAACGCCGACUUGGCUACUGAACUGCGCAGCGUCAACAGCUCCCGGCAAGAGAACGACCGCCGGCGCAAGCAGGCAGAGUCGCAGAUUGCUGAGUUGCAGGUAAAACUGGCUGAGAUUGAACGCGCCCGCUCGGAACUGCAGGAAAAGUGCACAAAACUGCAGCAGGAAGCAGAGAACAUAACAAACCAGCUGGAGGAAGCCGAACUAAAGGCCUCGGCCGCCGUCAAGUCUGCAAGCAACAUGGAAUCACAGCUUACUGAAGCUCAGCAGCUGUUGGAGGAGGAAACGCGCCAAAAGCUGGGUCUCAGCUCCAAGCUGCGUCAGAUCGAGUCAGAGAAGGAGGCUCUACAAGAACAGCUGGAGGAGGAUGAUGAAGCCAAGCGUAAUUACGAACGCAAACUGGCUGAAGUCACCGCCCAAAUGCAAGAAAUUAAAAAGAAGGCCGAGGAAGAUGCGGAUCUGGCGAAGGAACUGGAAGAGGGGAAGAAGCGACUCAAUAAGGAUAUCGAGGCAUUGGAACGGCAGGUCAAGGAACUAAUUGCCCAGAACGACCGCCUCGAUAAGAGCAAAAAGAAGAUUCAGUCGGAGCUUGAAGAUGCCACUAUUGAGCUGGAAGCGCAACGUACGAAGGUGCUCGAAUUGGAGAAGAAGCAGAAGAACUUCGACAAGAUUCUUGCCGAGGAGAAAGCCAUAUCAGAACAGAUCGCCCAAGAGCGUGACACUGCAGAACGAGAAGCCCGCGAAAAAGAGACCAAGGUGCUGUCGGUUUCCCGCGAGCUAGACGAAGCUUUUGACAAAAUUGAAGACCUUGAGAACAAGCGAAAGACCCUCCAAAAUGAGCUCGAUGACUUGGCCAACACACAGGGCACUGCCGAUAAGAACGUCCACGAACUGGAGAAGGCGAAGCGGGCGCUAGAGUCUCAGCUGGCUGAACUGAAAGCACAAAAUGAGGAACUUGAGGACGACCUACAGCUGACCGAAGAUGCAAAAUUGCGUCUGGAGGUGAACAUGCAGGCCCUACGUUCCCAGUUCGAACGCGACCUCCUGGCUAAGGAGGAGGGCGCUGAGGAAAAACGACGCGGACUUGUCAAGCAACUGCGGGAUCUUGAAACCGAACUGGACGAGGAGCGUAAACAGCGCACUGCUGCUGUGGCGUCGAAGAAGAAACUGGAGGGCGACCUGAAAGAGAUCGAAACCACCAUGGAGAUGCAUAACAAGGUAAAGGAGGAUGCGUUGAAGCACGCGAAGAAGCUGCAAGCACAAGUCAAGGACGCGCUGCGCGACGCCGAGGAGGCAAAGGCCGCCAAGGAGGAGCUACAGGCGCUGAGCAAGGAGGCCGAGCGCAAGGUCAAGGCCCUGGAGGCAGAAGUAUUACAGCUGACUGAGGAUCUGGCCAGCUCAGAGCGGGCGCGACGUGCUGCCGAAACGGAGCGCGACGAAUUGGCCGAAGAAAUUGCCAAUAAUGCCAACAAGGGCUCCUUAAUGAUCGACGAGAAGCGCCGAUUGGAGGCCCGCAUAGCCACUCUUGAGGAGGAGUUGGAGGAGGAACAGUCCAACUCAGAGGUGCUGCUGGAUCGCAGCCGCAAGGCGCAGCUGCAAAUUGAGCAGCUGACAACUGAGUUGGCGAACGAAAAAUCCAAUUCUCAGAAGAACGAAAACGGGCGCGCUCUGCUCGAGCGCCAGAACAAGGAGCUGAAGGCUAAGCUUGCCGAAAUCGAGACAGCACAGCGGACUAAAGUAAAGGCGACAAUCGCCACGCUAGAGGCCAAGAUCGCCAACCUCGAAGAGCAACUGGAGAACGAGGGCAAGGAGAGGCUGUUGCAGCAAAAGGCCAAUCGCAAGAUGGACAAGAAGAUAAAGGAGCUUACGAUGAACAUCGAGGAUGAACGGAGACAUGUCGACCAGCACAAGGAGCAAAUGGAUAAGCUGAAUAGCCGCAUUAAACUGCUCAAGCGCAACUUGGACGAGACCGAAGAGGAAUUGCAAAAGGAGAAGACGCAGAAGCGCAAGUACCAGCGUGAGUGCGAGGACAUGAUUGAAUCGCAGGAAGCCAUGAAUCGUGAGAUUAACUCACUCAAAACGAAACUACGACGCACCGGCGGCAUGGGUCUCAGCUCCAGCCGGCUCACGGGUACACCUUCAUCAAAGCGUGCAGGAGGAGGCGGCGGCGGCGACGACUCAUCGGUGCAGGAUGAAUCAUUAGAUGGAGAGGAUUCUGGCAAUUGACGCGUUAAUUAUUAGAGGAAGAAAAAGUUGAAGCGCAGGAAGAAGGUGAUGAUGAAGAGCAAAAUAAACGAUUAUAUUUAAUGUUUCUUUUAUAUAA
Messenger RNA from Drosophila santomea, 6247 nucleotides. It is a transcript of the gene zip, whose product is annotated as myosin heavy chain, non-muscle. The record is from RefSeq and is a predicted model, not a curated record. Gene Ontology annotation, molecular function: cytoskeletal motor activity; ATP binding; actin filament binding. Gene Ontology annotation, cellular component: myosin complex. The coding region runs from base 235 to 6150 and encodes 1971 amino acids. The transcript has 13 exons. Lineage: Eukaryota; Metazoa; Arthropoda; Insecta; Diptera; Drosophilidae.